AUGCAUUUCGUGGCAAGAAAUACUACCAACGAAACAGGUCUUAGACCACCGAACCAUCAUUUGAGUCCCGGUGUGUAUGGACAUCGUCACCGGUCAAAUUCUAACGACUCUAAGCACAGCUGGUUCAAGUAUAAACUCGCCGGGUCGGGAUCCCAAAUAAUUCCCAGCAGUGAUAACGAGGCUACUGAUGACGAAGUCGAUUUUAACGAAAACGAGGACCUUACUCAGGAAUUCGUCAAAAGCAAUGAACUGACAAAGGACCACGACUGUGCAAAAGAGGGUUGUAAUCGAGUGGUUCUUAACGUGAGUGGAAUGCGGUUCGAAACCCAGAUGCGGACUUUAAAUCGUUUGCCACAUACACUCCUCGGAGAUAAAGAAAAAAGAGACAAGUUUUGGGAUCCUCGCACACAAGAAUAUUUUUUUGAUCGCCAUCGGCCAAGUUUUCCUGCCAUUUUAUAUUUCUAUCAAAGUGGAGGAAGACUGGAGAGACCAAUUGAAGUGCCAAGUGAUAUCUUUCUUAGCGAGCUUCAAUUCUUUGAACUUGGAAAGAAUGUGAUAAAUUCCUAUAAAAAGAAAGAAGGGUUUUUCAUGGAAACUGAUGAAAUCCCAGAAAUGCCUGAAGGAACGUUUCAAAGGCGAAUUUGGGAACUAUUAGAAUACCCAGAAUCCUCGAUCCCAGCUCGCGUUUUAGCUGUGUUUUCGGUAGUUCUUAUUGUAACUUCAGUAGCAACGUUUUGCGUGGAAACUCUUCCAGUAUUCAAUGGUACACAGUGUGUGAACACGACUAUCAUUUCUGAAAACGGUGAAGCCAUUUCAAGAUUGAUGCCAAAUUUUGUCCAUCCACUUUUUAUUAUCGAAUCCGUCUGUAUUGCGUGGUUUGUAAUAGAACUUAUUGCGAGGUUUAUAUUCUGUCCCUCCAAGCUCAAAUUUAUGAAAAGUAUGAUCAACUGGAUUGAUUUGGCCUCAAUAACCCCAUAUUUCAUUUUCAUGACUGUUUUCUUAGUCACUUGGAAAUGUGAACAAGGAAACCAAGGCGGAAUUCUCUCCGUUCUAAGGGUGUUUCGUGUUGUACGUAUUUUUAAAUUAAGCAAACAUUCGGAAGGCCUCAAAAUUCUAGGAAAGACACUACAGACGAGUAUGCAGGAACUUAGUAUGUUUGUUUUGUUUCUAGCAAUAGGCAUCGUGAUUUUUGGUGGUGCUAUUUAUUAUGCCGAAUUGCCAGAAAAGCAUACCUUUUUCACAAGUAUUCCAGAUGCAUUUUGGUGGGCAGUCGUUUCCAUGACGACUGUAGGAUACGGGGAUGUUUAUCCGAAAGGUGUUUUCGGAAAGCUAGUCGGAAGCCUCACAGUGUUGUGUGGAUUAUUAGCCAUUGCGCUUCCGGUUCCUGUUAUAGUUACAAACUUCAAUAACUUCUACAGGAACUCGAUGAAUAAGCCGAAGUAACAUUUAAUGUUCAAAUGAGAGGCCCUCUUUUUUCUAUUUAAGAUAUACUUGUAGCAAACCAGAUUGCCAUGUGCUUAAAUAAGUGCUGAAACCAGAGGACUUGCAAUUCGGUUGAUGCAAAGCAUAAUUAGCUUUCAAAGAAAUCUGUGAUAAACUUUUUUGAAAUCAGUCCAUUUUCUCCCGAGUCUUUCUUAUUUUUCCACUUCACAAGGUGCAUUAUAAA
Molecule: messenger RNA, 1666 nt
Organism: Saccostrea cuccullata (small rock oyster)
Lineage: Eukaryota; Metazoa; Mollusca; Bivalvia; Ostreida; Ostreidae
Product: potassium voltage-gated channel subfamily A member 1-like
Exons: 1
Coding region: 1-1443 (480 amino acids)
Biological process (GO): potassium ion transmembrane transport; protein homooligomerization
Cellular component (GO): voltage-gated potassium channel complex; membrane
Molecular function (GO): protein binding; delayed rectifier potassium channel activity
Source: RefSeq, a predicted model, not a curated record